CUGCAGGCUAAGGUUGGGCCAGGAUGGCGUCUGUGUUUCGGAGUGAGGAGAUGUGUUUGUCACAGCUCUUUCUCCAGGUGGAGGCUGCGUACUGCUGCGUGGCUGAACUUGGAGAGCUUGGAUUGGUUCAAUUCAAAGAUCUAAAUGCGAACGUGAGCAGUUUCCAAAGGAAAUUUGUGAAUGAAGUCCGAAGGUGUGAGUCGCUGGAAAGAAUCCUUCGUUUUCUGGAAGAUGAGAUGCGGAAUGAGAUUGCCGUUCAGUUGCCUGAGAAGUACCCGCAGACCCCUCUGCCACGGGAAAUGAUUACCCUGGAGACUGUUCUGGAAAAACUGGAAGCGGAGUUACAGGAAGCCAACCAGAACCAGCAGGCACUGAAAAGGAGUCUCUUAGAGCUGACAGAACUCAAAUAUCUCCUGAAGAAAACCCAGGACUUCUUUGAGACAGAAACCAACUUAGCUGAAGAUUUCUUUACGGAAGACACCUCGGGGCUGCUGGAGUUGAGAGCGGUGCCCGCCCACGUGGCUGGCAAGUUGGGCUUCACAGCCGGCGUGAUCAACAGGGAGAGGAUGGCUUCUUUCGAGAGGCUGCUGUGGCGGGUGUGCCGAGGCAACGUGUACUUGAGGUUCACUGAGAUGGACACGCCUCUGGAAGACCCUGUCACGAGAGAAGAAAUCAAAAAGAAUAUAUUCAUCAUAUUUUAUCAAGGAGAGCAGCUCAGGCAGAAAAUCAAGAAGAUCUGUGAUGGGUUUCGAGCCACUGUGUACCCGUGUCCAGAGCCCGCCGCUGAGCGCAGAGACAUGCUGGCUAAUGUCAACGUGAGACUGGAAGACUUGAUCACCGUCAUCACCCAGACUGAAUCUCACCGCCAGCACCUGCUGCAGGAAGCCGCGGCCAAUUGGCACUCCUGGGUCACCAAAGUGCAGAAGAUGAAGGCCAUUUACCACGUCCUGAACAUGUGCAACAUCGACGUCACCCAGCAGUGUGUCAUUGCUGAGAUCUGGUUCCCGGUGGCAGACACGGCACGCAUCAAGAGGGCCUUGGAGCAGGGCAUGGAACUCAGUGGCUCUUCCAUGGCCCCCAUCCUGACCACACUGCAGUCUAAGACAGCUCCCCCGACAUUUAACAGAACCAACAAGUUCACAGCCGGCUUCCAGAAUAUCGUGGAUGCCUAUGGUGUGGGCAACUACCGCGAGAUCAACCCGGCUCCCUACACCAUCAUCACUUUCCCCUUCCUGUUCGCGGUGAUGUUCGGAGACUGCGGCCACGGACUUGUGAUGUUCCUGGCGGCCCUUUGGAUGGUCCUCAACGAGCGGCACUUGCUCUCCCAGAAGAUCAGCAAUGAGAUCUGGAACACCUUCUUCAACGGGCGCUACCUCAUCCUACUCAUGGGCAUCUUCUCCAUCUACACGGGCUUGAUCUACAACGACUGCUUCUCCAAGUCUUUCAACAUCUUCGGCUCUUCCUGGAGCGUUCGGUCCAUGUUCAGAAAUGGCACGUGGAAUACUCAAGUCCUGGAGACAACUCCACUUUUACAGCUGGACCCGGCCGUGCCAGGAGUAUAUUCUGGAAACCCAUACCCAUUUGGGAUUGAUCCGAUUUGGAACUUGGCUUCAAACAAGCUCACGUUCUUGAACUCCUACAAAAUGAAGAUGUCGGUCAUCCUGGGGAUCGCACAGAUGGUUUUCGGCGUCGUUCUCAGCCUCUUCAAUCACAUAUACUUCAGAAAGACUCUCAACAUUGUUUUGCAAUUUAUCCCCGAGCUGAUCUUUCUCCUGUGUCUGUUUGGCUACCUGGUGUUCAUGGUCGUCUUCAAGUGGUGCCGUUUCGACGUGCACACGUCGCAGCACGCGCCCAGCAUCCUCAUCCACUUCAUCAACAUGUUCCUGUUUGACUACAACGAAGCUGCCAACGCACCUCUCUACAGACACCAGAAGGAAGUCCAGAGUUUCUUUGUCGUUAUGGCUUUGAUUUCCGUGCCGUGGAUGCUUCUGAUUAAGCCGUUUGUUCUUAGAGCCAAUCACCGCAAGUCCCAGUUGCAUUCAGCCAUGAUCCACGAAGAUGCCACAGAGGAUGUCGAAGGUGGCAGCCCCAGCCCAUCCAGCAGCUCCGGGCAGAAGACUUCUGCAGGUGCCCAUGGGGCUGCGGACGACAGUGAGGAGGAGUUCAACUUUGGAGACGUGUUUGUCCAUCAAGCCAUCCACACCAUUGAGUACUGUCUGGGGUGCAUUUCGAAUACAGCCUCCUACCUCCGGCUCUGGGCUCUCAGCCUGGCUCAUGCACAACUGUCGGAAGUACUCUGGACCAUGGUGAUGAACAUUGGCCUCAGCCUGCGGGGCUGGGGGGGCCUUGUUGGGGUCUUCAUCAUUUUUGCCGUCUUUGCUGUUCUGACGGUUGCCAUCCUGCUCGUCAUGGAGGGCCUCUCUGCUUUCCUGCACGCCCUACGGCUGCACUGGGUGGAGUUCCAGAACAAGUUCUACGUUGGGGCUGGUUACAAGUUUUCUCCCUUCUCCUUUAAACAAAUACUGGACGGGACGGCGGAGGAUUAGGCUG
Messenger RNA from Ochotona curzoniae (black-lipped pika), 2550 nucleotides. It is a transcript of the gene ATP6V0A4, whose product is annotated as ATPase H+ transporting V0 subunit a4. The coding region runs from base 24 to 2546 and encodes 840 amino acids. The transcript is spliced from 20 exons. Lineage: Eukaryota; Metazoa; Chordata; Mammalia; Lagomorpha; Ochotonidae. Gene Ontology annotation, biological process: vacuolar acidification; proton transmembrane transport. The record is from RefSeq and is a predicted model, not a curated record. Gene Ontology annotation, molecular function: ATPase binding; proton-transporting ATPase activity, rotational mechanism. Gene Ontology annotation, cellular component: plasma membrane; vacuolar proton-transporting V-type ATPase complex; vacuolar proton-transporting V-type ATPase, V0 domain.